AUGCCGAGCACAAUUGACAUUGUACCAGGCUCUGUUGGCACUAUGUCGGCAGAAAUACUAGAAAACAUUUGUAUAAUUGGUAAUUUACAUCGUCAAAGUAUGAUUAAUGAUCGACCCAAAAAGACUUAA
Messenger RNA from Racocetra fulgida, 129 nucleotides. Lineage: Eukaryota; Fungi; Glomeromycota; Glomeromycetes; Diversisporales; Gigasporaceae. The record is from the annotation of a GenBank genome assembly.